Molecule: messenger RNA, 1027 nt
Organism: Glycine soja
Lineage: Eukaryota; Viridiplantae; Streptophyta; Magnoliopsida; Fabales; Fabaceae
Exons: 7
Coding region: 173-793 (206 amino acids)
Biological process (GO): positive regulation of ATP-dependent activity; protein folding
Cellular component (GO): cytosol
Molecular function (GO): protein-folding chaperone binding; ATPase activator activity
Source: RefSeq, a predicted model, not a curated record
UGGACAUUUUGAGUUUCCAAUUCCUUCUUCUUCGAUCUACGGGAAACUUCCGGAAGACCAAUUAUUAAUUGCAUCCCGCUGUCCAUUGUUUUGUCAGUUGAAGGGCUUUUGUUUCUAUUCCCCUGCGGUUGGCUGCUGACGAAUCUCUUAUCUGCGUCCUUAAAUUAGUAAAAUGGAGUCUGGAGCCCUAGUGUCGUCCGAGAAAGAAGGGCAGCAAGGAGCCUCGUAUACGUACUGGGUUAGGAAAAUAACGGAAGAUGCAGCGCCUUUGCCUGUGCCUCGUAAGCUCAACCCAGAAGAUGUUCCCCCUUGUCAUUCUCAAUCUCAAUCUCGGUCUGCCACGCUUGGCUCAGCUUGGAAUCGCGCUGGGACAUGGGAGGAGAAAAGUCUAAACAAUUGGGCAACUCCGAGAAUUAAGGAGUUGCUUAUCUCAUUAGGCUCCAUACAGUUCUCCUUUGGCAGAGCAGAAGUAGAAGAUGUAACAAAAUGUGUUGGCGAUGCAUUCAUGGUGAUAGUUCGGAACAAGAAACGUGUUGGUUACACAUAUGAGUUGAGCUUAAAAGUCAAAGGGGAAUGGAUCAUACAAGGAGAGAAGAAGUUCGUUGGGGGUCAUAUAGAUGUCCCAGAAUUCUCAUUUGGUGAACUAGAUGAAUUGCAGGUUGAAGUGAGACUGAGUGAAGCAAGGGAUAUCUUGCAUCAAGACAAGACACAGAUUUGCAACGACUUGAAGCUAUUUUUACAGCCUGUUCGGGAAAAGUUGCUUCAAUUUGAACAGGAACUCAAAGAUAGAUAGAUAGAAAGAGGUAGUUUUCGUAUUUGUGACAAAAACCAUGCAGUUUUUGUAAUUUGAGUCGGUACUUGUAUUUCUAGUACAAUCUCUUCCCGAAAUAAAGUUAUGUUAAUGUCUGGACCAAAACUACAAAUAUGGAAGUUCUCUUGGGUAAAUUCGAACAUGAGGCCUAAGUAUUUCAAUCAUCAUACAUUAAAUUAAAUUAAAUAUAAUAUAUGGCGUGGUUUUGCUCCUGAA